CAAGCUCGGAGACCGAGAGAGAUUCAGUUGGAUGUUAGCAAGUGACCCGGUUGGGUGUCGUGGGUCUAAAUUUGUAUUCAGAGAAUAAUCAUCAAAGACCGAUCUAAAUACAAAUAGGGCGAAGAAGGUUGACGAAAUGUCUAGUAAUUGUGGCAACGAUGGCGAUGGAGGGGAUCGACAAAAGCACGAUCCCAUUGAAAUGGGAAAGCUUUUGUGCCCCAAAGACUUAUCAGCCCAGCCAGCAACGGACACUACAGCCACAUCAACAAGUCAUCAGCUCACCAAAAUCACACUGCCAGAGCGCGGAAGUUGGAGCUCAAAGCUCGAUUUCAUUUUGUCUGUAGUCGGCCUGGCCAUUGGCUUGGGCAAUGUUUGGCGGUUUCCCUACUUGUGCUAUAAGAAUGGAGGUGGCGCGUUCAUUCUUCCAUAUAUCUUGACAUUGUUUUUAGCUGGUAUUCCGAUGUUCUUCAUGGAGCUGGCGCUUGGUCAAAUGUUGACUAUUGGCGGCUUGGGCGUGUUUAAAAUUGCUCCAAUUUUCAAGGGAAUUGGAUAUGCUGCCGCUGUGAUGUCGUGCUGGAUGAAUGUUUACUACAUUGUUAUCUUGGCCUGGGCAGUAUUUUACUUCUUCAUGUCAAUGCGAGCUGAUGUGCCUUGGCGUACAUGCAACAACUGGUGGAACACAGUCAACUGCGUCAAUCAGUAUGAGAGGAAGAAUCUCCAUUGCUGGGAUAAAAUGAUCAAUGGAUCAGCGAGCAAGGUUUGCUCAGUGGCAGCCGCAAAUAUUUCCACAACUGAGCUAACAGAUCCGGUCAAAGAGUUUUGGGAGCGAAGGGCAUUGCAAAUAUCCUCGGGUAUUGAUGAUUUAGGUAAUAUUCGCUGGGAGCUAGCGGGCACCUUGCUUCUAGUGUGGAUUCUUUGCUAUUUCUGCAUUUGGAAGGGCGUAAAGUGGACCGGAAAAGUCGUCUAUUUCACUGCGCUCUUCCCAUACGUCCUGCUGACCGUUUUAUUGAUUCGUGGCAUUACCCUGCCUGGUGCACUGGAGGGUAUCAAGUUCUAUAUUAUACCCAACUUUUCAAAGCUCACUCAUUCAGAGGUGUGGAUCGAUGCCGUUACGCAAAUUUUCUUUUCCUAUGGAUUGGGCCUUGGAACUUUGGUGGCUCUCGGAAGUUACAAUAAGUUUACGAACAAUGUAUACAAGGACGCGCUGAUUGUAUGCACAGUGAACUCGAGUACGAGUAUGUUUGCGGGCUUCGUUAUAUUCUCAGUGAUUGGAUUCAUGGCUCAUGAGCAACAAAGGCCAGUGGCAGAGGUGGCGGCAUCAGGUCCCGGAUUGGCAUUCCUUGUGUAUCCGUCGGCGGUGCUGCAGCUGCCGGGAUCUCCGAUGUGGUCAUGUCUCUUCUUUUUCAUGCUCCUUCUUAUAGGUUUAGAUUCACAGUUCUGUACUAUGGAAGGCUUUAUCACCGCCAUCAUUGACGAGUGGCCCCAACUGCUCCGCAAACGCAAGGAGAUUUUCAUAGCCAUCGUUUGCAUGUUGAGCUAUUUAGUUGGCUUAACCUGCAUAACACAAGGCGGCAUGUAUAUUUUCCAAAUACUUGAUUCAUACGCAGUUAGCGGCUUUUGCCUUCUUUGGCUUAUAUUCUUUGAGUGUGUCUCGAUAUCCUGGUGUUACGGAGUUGAUCGUUUCUACGAUGGCAUCAAAGACAUGAUAGGAUAUUACCCAACUGUUUGGUGGAAGUUUUGCUGGUGUGUCACAACACCUGCAAUAUGCUUGGGUGUGUUCUUCUUCAAUAUAGUGCAAUGGACGCCAAUUAAAUAUCUGGACUACAGCUAUCCAUGGUGGGCACAUGCGUUUGGUUGGUUCACUGCAUUGUCCUCGAUGCUGUAUAUUCCAGCGUAUAUGUUUUGGUUAUGGAAAAGAACGCCAGGAGACUUAUGCGAAAAAAUACGUGCAAUUGUUCGAAUUGAUGAGGACAUUACGCGGUUACGUGAGAAAAUGCAGCACGAAGCGUAUGCUAAGGAAGUUGAGUUUAAUUCAUAAUAGAACUCGCAGCAAUAUCCAAAAAGUACUCGCCAGUUUAACAAAUAAUUCAAAUUGCAAUAUUUUAUAUAUUUCGAUGCAGCUCUAGUUGUAGAAUUGUUGUACGUUGUACGUGUAUAAGUAACAUAUGCUCUUGUUUUUGUUAUUCGUAAAGAAACAAAAGCCCAUAGCUAUUCAACGUUUAUGAAUAAUUCUUAUUUGUAUCCUUUGCGAUAUAUUGAAUUUUCCAUGCUCUUAAUGUUGAAAUAUUUUAAUUUAAUAUAGGUUAGUCUUCACAGUGUAAACUAUUGUAGAGUGUUUUGUGUGUUGCUCUUGAGCACGGAAUUGAUAACAUACGAAUGCAAAGCAAUUGGUCAAAAUUAUGAAAUUGAUAUUUAAGUAAAUAUGCCUAAGAUUCAAUCACGUAUUAAGUGUUAAAGUUAAAAUACAUUCAAGCAUACAUUCAUGCACAGAAUUUAUGUACUAUGAUGUAUACAGUACGUCAGUGGCUUACUUUAAUUAAUAAAUUAAUUUAGUCUUAAAUUAUUUAUACAAACUAGAGAGUAUUUAGCUAUUAAUUUACCUUCAUAUCCAUAACGCACACCUACAUUUAUCAAAAUACAUUGCUCUUCGGUAAAAAUGCAAAUGUAGCUCACAGAAACAAAUAUAAAUAUGUUUUACCCAGCG
Molecule: messenger RNA, 2704 nt
Organism: Drosophila hydei
Lineage: Eukaryota; Metazoa; Arthropoda; Insecta; Diptera; Drosophilidae
Gene: Gat
Product: sodium- and chloride-dependent GABA transporter 1
Exons: 12
Coding region: 137-2038 (633 amino acids)
Biological process (GO): sodium ion transmembrane transport
Cellular component (GO): membrane
Source: RefSeq, a predicted model, not a curated record